This is a messenger RNA of Opisthorchis viverrini, 510 nucleotides long. RefSeq lists its product as hypothetical. The transcript has a single exon. Lineage: Eukaryota; Metazoa; Platyhelminthes; Trematoda; Opisthorchiida; Opisthorchiidae. The record is from RefSeq and is a predicted model, not a curated record. The annotation marks the transcript as partial.
AUGAAUGUGGGGAACAUAAGCAAAGACGGCACGCUUUUCCUAAAUCGUUUACCACGCGGGGGUGACUAUGUAUUUCGCUGCACUGUCUAUUGCACGUGUGAGAAUGAGGAAACGAGCAGCAACGCACAAAUAUCCAUCUACAUUGAAUCGGAGCUGGAUGUGGGGGAGGAGGAUAGAUCUGAGGGAACUGCUCGAUUCAGAGAACCAGAAGGAGAGAUCGGUGUGGAACAAUCAGAGAAUGAACGCGAGUUGCACAAGAUUUCUGAAAUCCUUAGUGACCCGGCAGCUGGACUGGACCUGCUUGAUUCCAAAGAAAAGCAGCUACUGAAAGAAAAGCUCAGUUCGCUGCUUGAUCGUUCUGACGGAAAGAGUCCACUGACUCCAACAGAUGAAUGGGAACUAAGGAACCAACUAGAAUCAUUAGUCCCCAGGGGAGGUGGACAACCUUCGGAUAGUCCAGGAGGAAACCGGCUGCUCCGACAGCUACUCAACGAGUUGACCGUCACAGAA